CUCAGUUUCACGUCACUGCCAUCGCAAUUCCUCCAUCACCCACGACAACACACUUUGCCUUGCCCAUAAUCAACUCGACCGGCGGCCGAUAUAAGGCGACAGGAGGGUAACCUCCGGCCGCCGUCGCGACUGCCUACAUCUUGCGCCCGUUCUUCUCCAAUCUCGACCACUGAGCCCUCUACAUCACACCAAGCACCAUGGCUACUCUGGAGCAAGAACUUCUGGCCGACUUCGCCGACAGCGGAGACGAAGACAUUCAGGACUUGGAGAAUGAUUUUGCCGACGGAGACAACGGGGACGAUGAUGACAUGGUAGAUGAGGAGGCGGAGUACAGGGCCAAGGAGAAAAAGGACAACAAGGGGCCUGCAGACAUACGAUCGGCUCAGCAACUCAAAGCAAAUCUGGAAUCGGUGCUUGCACGUAUCGAGGAAACCAAAGAUCAGAUGGACGUGGUGGAUGGCGAAUCUUUUGAAGACUCCCCGGAAUACAAGCUCCUCACCGAAGCCAACGAAUUCUCUACCCAGAUUGAUGGCGAAAUUGCUGCCGUCCACAAGUUUAUCAGAGAUCACUAUUCGGCCUUCUUCCCGCAUUUGGAAGACUUGAUCAAAAAUCCCGUCGUCUACGCGAGAGCAUGUUUGGUCAUUGGUGGCGGGCCUUUGAAGGACAUCAAGACCAUUACGCCACAACUCAAGGCAAUCGAGGGGCUCGAGCCUGCCCAAGUCAUGAUUGUCGAGAUCGAAGCCACACGGGUCGAAGGAAGGCUUCUUGACGAGGCUGAGCUAAACCUGAUAAGAAAUGCCUGUAAUCUCUUGCUCGAGUUGAAUGUUGCAAAGUCCAAGAUUUUGGGCUUCGUCGAGUCGCGAACUGAGGUGUUUUGCCCCAACCUGACAGCGCUUAUUGGAUCCUUGACCGCCGCACAUCUCAUUUCGUACUCUGGAGGUAUCUCCAAUCUAGCCAAGACACCCGCCUGUAAUAUUGCGCCUUUGGGUUCGACCAAAGUAUCAGGCGCCACUGUCGGUCUUUCCAAUAUUGGUCUGAGACACGAAGGUUACCUCUACCACAGCGAGAUCAUCCAGAAUCAGAGGCCUGAUCUUCGAAAACAGGCGCUGCGCAUCGUGUCGGCCAAGGUGAUACUGGCUGCUCGCGUAGACGCCCACUCAAGCUCGCGCAAUGCAGACAUUGGCAUGGAUCUGAGGAGAGAAUGCGAACGCCGGCUGGACAAGCUGACUGAGCUUCCUGCAAACCAAAAGGGACAGAGAGCGCUUCCCGUGCCUGACGAAAAGCCAUCACGCAAGCGUGGUGGAAGACGAGCGAGAAAGGCCAAGGAAGCAACUGCCAUGACAGAAAUCCGCAAAGCGCAAAACAGGAUGACGUUUGGCAAGGAAGAGAAGGAGGUCGGCUAUGGAGACUCGGUCAAGGGCAUGGGCAUGAUUGGAGCUACCGACACGGGACGCCUGCGUGCGCAGCAAAUCGACCCCAAGACGCGCGCCAAACUCAGCAAGAAGAACCCUGGUUGGGGCGGAGACACGACACUCGGCAUGGCAUCGUCACUCAAGGGCUUUGGGACCGGCGGCACAGCGACGAGUCUGCGGGCCCAAGGGCUGCGGACCGGCGGUGUGGGCCUGGGUGGCGCGGGAACGAGCUCGAUUGCAUUUACCCCCGUGCAAGGGCUGGAGCUUGUGGACCCGAAGGCACGCGAGGAGAUGCAGCGCAAGAGGAAGGCAGACGACGAUCGGUGGUUCAAGGGUGGUUCUUUUACGCAGCUUAAUGGAAGCUCCAAGGUGGAUGCUGGAGGCUUCAAGGUGCCUGCGCUACCGAAUAAGAAGCCAAAAGCUGAGUGAUUGAUGAUGGCUGUAGUAUAUGUUAUUUCAUUGUCAUUUUGCAUUUUCAGCAGGAUAAGUUUGUGUGCAUCUUGGGGCGUUUUGUCUCUUUUCCCUCUUUUUUCGAGUGGAAGGAAGUAGUGAAUGGACCUUCUUGUUCAUCUUGGAAUUUGGAGAAGGUUCAAAAGAGAACAAAGAAGAUUUCCAGUUUUUCGUCUACAGCGGUCAAGUUUUUGCAUUAUUGUUUUUGCGGGAUUCGCACCUUGACGGCUUGAUGCACGUAACAUUGCUUGGUGUUUGGGGAUGCGGAUUCGCAAUCAUAGCAUUUUGUUGCAAGAGAGAGGUAGGGUGAGAAAACGGGUGAGAGACGGAGAAAGGUAUAGUGUUUGCAAAGUAGCAUGCUAAACACACCAAUCAUGAACGCUAAUAGGCUACCUUUUUGCCCAGAUUUUUUUUAGAACUAUCAUGAAUAGUAACGCGUCACUCGCUUCAUAGUCGGUUAUCAAGCUU
Bipolaris sorokiniana ND90Pr is the source of this 2330-nucleotide messenger RNA. RefSeq lists its product as uncharacterized. The record is from RefSeq and is a predicted model, not a curated record. Bases 198 to 1841 code for a protein of 547 amino acids. NCBI's taxonomy places the organism in Eukaryota, Fungi, Ascomycota, Dothideomycetes, Pleosporales, Pleosporaceae. The transcript is spliced from 2 exons. Gene Ontology annotation, biological process: mRNA splicing, via spliceosome; spliceosomal tri-snRNP complex assembly. Gene Ontology annotation, cellular component: precatalytic spliceosome; U4 snRNP; U4/U6 x U5 tri-snRNP complex.